This is a messenger RNA of Daldinia loculata, 2325 nucleotides long. Its product is annotated as fungal-specific transcription factor domain-containing protein. Lineage: Eukaryota; Fungi; Ascomycota; Sordariomycetes; Xylariales; Hypoxylaceae. The coding region runs from base 1 to 2325 and encodes 774 amino acids. Gene Ontology annotation, molecular function: zinc ion binding; DNA binding; DNA-binding transcription factor activity, RNA polymerase II-specific. The record is from RefSeq and is a predicted model, not a curated record. The transcript is spliced from 4 exons. Gene Ontology annotation, biological process: regulation of DNA-templated transcription; DNA-templated transcription.
AUGCCCCCGACCCCAGAGUCCCAGCUUGGUGAUGGCUCGGCGAGCAAUGAGCCCACGCCGCCUGCGGGCUCCUCGGUUAACUAUACGCCCCCAAAUCAAGACGCUUCUAUGAUAAAAGUUACCAGAGGGCAUAGCUGUGUGUUAUGCCAGCAGCGUAAGGUACGUUGCGACAAGAGCAAACCCUGCUCUAAUUGCCUAAAGGCAAAUGUCGAAUGCCGCGUUGUGCCACCUCAACCACCUAGGCGCCGCAAGAAGCGCGUCCCAGAGCGAGACUUGGUUGAGCGUCUGCGGAAAUAUGAAGCGCUCCUGGCCCAGAACGGUAUCGAAUUUGAUUCGCUAGGCCCGGACGUCAAGAUUGUGGACCCCGGCUCCGUUGAAGACGGUGACGAGCUGGAGUCCGAGUUCAUAAGGCAGAGGAGUAAGGAGUCUCCAGCCGGUGUGGACCCUGACUUGAUCUCAUCACCCGGCGAGACCGCCCAUGUUCCCAGGACUUUCAAAUGGUUUCCUUUCCAGAGGGAGGCUACAACGGAUGAAGCACUUAGAGACUCAUCCGAUGAAGAGGACGUUGGGUCAUCCAUCAAUCAAGCAUACGACAAGAUGUUUGAUAGCCCUGAUGGCUUCCCCUUUGUAGUCGGCGGUCAGUUCGAAAGCGUCACCUCGCAGCAUCCAUCCGCCAUCCAAAUAUUCCAGUUAUGGCAGAUCUACCUAAAUAAUGUUAACCCUCUCCUCAAGCUUACCCAUACACCAACAUUGCAAGUGCGGAUUAUCGAAGCCGGAGCAAGCCUCGACAAGGUGUCCAGGUCCCUCGAAGCGUUAAUGUUUUCAAUCUACCUAAUGGCUAUCACAAGUAUAGAUGAAGAAGAAUGUCAAGCCACGUUUAACGAAUCGAGAAUCAACCUGCUGGCCAAGUAUUAUUAUGCUACACAGCAAGCCCUUUUAAACGCAGGCUUUAUGCGCAACCCGGAUCUGACCUUGCUGCAAGCUUACCUUUUAUAUCUUAUUGGUAUCCGACAAUAUUCGGACCCCCGGUCAUUGUUUUGCUUAACUGGAAUUGGUGUACGCCUUGCCCAGAGGAUGGGUUUGCAUCGUGACGGUGCUCAAUUUAAUCUAUCUCCAUUCGAGGUGGAAGAGAGGAGACGACUAUGGUGGAACCUCGCCGGAUUUGACCGACGAAUAGGAGAACUAUGUGGUUCCAUCAUCACUGCCAUAUCCAAUGGGGGUAACUGCAAAUUACCGCUCAACAUCGACGACGCCAACUUACAUUUACACGCGAAAGACCCUCCUCCACCCUAUACCGGCGCGACUGAGAUGAUUUUCUCUCUCGCACGCCUCGAGUUUGCCAAGGCGCCAGGAAACGAUAAGAUGAGAGGGCAAUCUUCAGAAACGAAUCCCCAAGCGGUUGCAAGCGUUGCUGACCACCGGUUGUCGAGCUAUCUCGAACGGUUUUCUUCCCAUAUGGAGGAUACCUACCUGAAAUACUGCGACCCUAAAGUCCCACUUCAUUACAUGACGCUUCUCAUGACGCGAGCGAAUAUCUGUAAGCUAAAGAUAGUGUCCGGCUUCUUCCGUGUUGCACUUACGGCACCUGCUCCCUUACCGACGGCCGAGAGGGAAGAACUCUUCAUCGAGGCGAUUAAGAUGGUCGAGUAUGAUACCAUGAUGCAAGCAAGAGAAAGUGUACGGGGCUUCCUCUGGUACACUAAUAUGCAUUUCCCAUUCCCGGCUUAUAUAUGCUUGCUUACCGAGCUCCGCCAUCGUACGACGGGUGACUUAUGCGAGCGUGCGUGGGAAACCAUCUGCGAGCACGCUGACCGGAGGAAGAUGACAUCUCACAUGCGUAGUCCUAUGCAUCUAUCCUUCAGCCCUCUCUUUGUAAAGGCGUGGGACGCGCGCGAGGCCGCAGAAGCCGCUCUCGGACGUACCCUAGCACCGCCUCGCCUCAUCACCCACAUGAGACAAAUCGUGGCUCGACUACCAAAGACGAUUAAAAGGAAGUCACCGGUACCGACGCCUUCGCCCAAGAUCCCUGUCAUAAGCGGUGCUUACGUUGCAACGGCGCCGACGCCACCAGAGCAACCGAACGUACCAGGUACUAUACCCAUAUACCCGGAAACCGACAUAUUCGGCGGUGGCAUGCCACAGAUGGACAUGAACCGGCAAUUCGCGAACGCAUUCCCGGACGUAAACUUCGGCGGCGAGAUGGACUGGAACUACUUGAUGCAGGAAUACGGCGGAUUCAUCGCCCACGCACCCCAGAUGACGGCCUACGCGAAUCAGACGCCAAUGCAAGAUCCUAAUCACCCCCCAACUUCUGCGUGGCAGUGA